GCCACCGAAAGUGAGGCUGGUGAUAUGGACCUGAGUGGGCUGCCAGAAACGGCGGUGGAUUCCGAGGACGAUGACGAUGAGGAAGACAUCGAGCGGGCGUCGGAUCCUCUGAUGAGCAGGGACAUUGUGCGAGACUGCCUGGAGAAGGACCCGAUCGACAGGACGGACGAUGACAUCGAACAACUCUUGGAAUUCAUGCACCAGUUGCCUGCUUUCGCCAAUAUGACGAUGUCGGUGAGACGAGAACUCUGUGCCGUGAUGGUGUUCGCAGUGGUGGAGAGAGCAGGAACUGUAGUGUUAAAUGAUGGUGAAGAGCUGGACUCCUGGUCAGUGAUUCUCAAUGGUUCUGUGGAGGUGACUUAUCCAGACGGGAAGGCAGAGAUGUUAUGCAUGGGAAAUAGUUUUGGUGUCUCUCCAACCAUGGACAAAGAGUACAUGAAAGGAGUCAUGAGGACAAAGGUGGAUGACUGCCAGUUUGUCUGCAUAGCCCAGCAAGAUUACUGCCGAAUUCUCAACCAGGUAGAAAAGAACAUGCAAAAAGUGGAAGAAGAAGGCGAGAUUGUUAUGGUGAAAGAACACCGAGAACUUGAUCGCACUGGCACAAGAAAGGGGCACAUCGUCAUCAAGGGUACCUCAGAACGGCUAACGAUGCACUUGGUGGAAGAACACUCGGUAGUGGAUCCAACGUUCAUAGAAGACUUCCUGUUGACCUAUAGGACUUUUCUCUCUAGCCCAAUGGAAGUGGGCAAAAAGUUAUUGGAGUGGUUUAAUGACCCGAGCCUCAGGGAUAAGGUUACACGGGUAGUUUUAUUGUGGGUAAAUAAUCACUUCAAUGACUUUGAAGGAGAUCCGGCAAUGACUCGAUUUCUAGAAGAAUUUGAAAACAAUCUGGAAAGGGAGAAAAUGGGUGGGCAUCUCAGGCUGCUGAAUAUCGCGUGUGCAGCGAAAGCAAAAAGAAGAUUGAUGACGUACAAAGCCGUCCGGGAAGCUCCUUUGCCUUUCAUCUUACUUGGAGGCUCUGAGAAGGGAUUUGGGAUCUUUGUUGACAGUGUAGAUUCAGGUAGCAAAGCAACAGAAGCAGGCUUGAAACGUGGGGAUCAGAUAUUAGAAGUAAAUGGCCAAAACUUUGAAAAUAUUCAGCUGUCAAAAGCCAUGGAAAUUCUUAGAAAUAACACACAUUUAUCUAUCACUGUGAAAACCAAUUUAUUUGUAUUUAAAGAACUUCUAACGAGAUUGUCGGGAGAGAAAAGAAACGGUGCCCCUCACCUUCCUAAGAUUGGAGACAUCAAGAAGGCCAGCCGCUACUCCAUUCCCGAUCUCGCUGUGGACGUGGAGCAGGUGAUAGGCCUUGAAAAAGUCAACAAAAAAAGUAAAGCAAACACUGUUGGAGGAAGGAACAAGCUAAAAAAAAUACUUGACAAGACUCGGAUAAGUAUCUUGCCACAGAAACCAUAUAAGUAAGUGCCUG
Molecule: messenger RNA, 1468 nt
Organism: Lepus europaeus (European hare)
Lineage: Eukaryota; Metazoa; Chordata; Mammalia; Lagomorpha; Leporidae
Product: rap guanine nucleotide exchange factor 2-like
Biological process (GO): positive regulation of ERK1 and ERK2 cascade
Molecular function (GO): protein binding
Source: RefSeq, a predicted model, not a curated record